Molecule: messenger RNA, 534 nt
Organism: Zingiber officinale
Lineage: Eukaryota; Viridiplantae; Streptophyta; Magnoliopsida; Zingiberales; Zingiberaceae
Exons: 2
Coding region: 1-534 (177 amino acids)
Source: RefSeq, a predicted model, not a curated record
AUGGUGAUCUUCAAGAAGAAGUGUAUAUGGUGCCUCCUCCUGGAGUUGCUCACCGAUUUGGUGAAGUUUGCAGGCUUCGCAAAGCUCUCUAUGGACUCAAACAAGCAUUACGUGCUUGACUUGGGUUUACUGCGCUAUUUUCUGGGGAUUGAGAUCGCCUCUUCACCUAAAGGUUGUCUCUUGUCUCAAUCAAAGUACAUACCUGAUCUAUUUGAGCAUGCACGCGUCACUGACAACAGGGUAGUUGAUACUCCCCUUGAGACUAAUGUUAGGUACUCUCCAUCAGAUGGUUCUCCUUUGCCAGAUCCUAACCUCUACCGUACAGUUGUGGGAAGCUUGGUUUUUCUCACUAUGACUCGUCCUGAUAUUGCAUAUGAUGUGCAUGUGGUUAGUCAGUUUGUCACUGCACCCACCAUAGUUCAUUGGGCUGCUGUUCUUCGCAUUCUUCGGUAUCUUCGGGGAACUCAGUUUCAGAGCCUCUUAUUCCCUUCUACUUCCUCAUUAGAGCUCUGUGCAUACUCUGAUGCUGAUUAG